Messenger RNA from Metarhizium acridum CQMa 102, 1056 nucleotides. The record is from RefSeq and is a predicted model, not a curated record. Lineage: Eukaryota; Fungi; Ascomycota; Sordariomycetes; Hypocreales; Clavicipitaceae.
AUGGGUAAAACUCGUAUGACACAACAAGCUAUCCAAAACCCAGCCUUUGGUAACGACACGUUUGACCAUAUUUCUAGGAACAAAACGCGGAAGUCGACCGGACAAUUGGAGCGAGAACAACAAACCCUAUGGAAGAAGCUCAAGCUUCUCAUUCUAUUCAAUCCUCUAACGCAAUGGAUUGAUAGGACUCACUUGAUGCGAUUGUACAUGCACGAAGAAUCGGUUGCAGAGGGUUUGUACCGAGCAUACGACCUUUUCUUUGAAGUUCAGGUGUUGAUUCAACCCACAGGGCGACGAGAAAGAACGACGGCUUCCCGGAAGCGCAUCAAGGGUUUUGUUGACUCGUAUGGAAUUAAUAUGCGAGACUUCAAACCGGCAGAUGUCAAUUGCUAUCCUACUUUCGAGGAUUUCUUCACUCGGGCACAUCGUCCAGGGUCACGGCCCAUUUACGAAGCAGACGAUCCGUCCCGUGCCGUCGUGGUGGCGGACUCACGAGUUGUCGUCUUUGACUCAAUCAGCGAGGCAAAAGCGCUCUGGAUUAAAGGCAAGAACUUUAGUCUCAAUAAUCUAGUCAUGAAUAAUGAGAUAGGCGACAAGUUCAAGCAUGCUGCCAUUGCCAGCUUUCGCCUGUCGCCGCAAGAUUACCACCGAUACCACUCACCUGUAGAGGGUACAAUCCGAAGCUUUCAGAGCUUACCGGGAGAUUACUACCAGGUUGACCCUGUGGCCCUUAGAAGUAAUGUGGAUAUUUUGACACGCAACCGACGAGAUUUCGUGGUUAUCAAGACAAAAGAGUUUGGAGACGUUUUAUUUGUGGCAAUUGGUGCCACAGAUGUUGGGAGCGUAGAGAUUCACAAAAAAUACCAUAAUAUCGGGGAGACUAUAAAAAAGGGAGAUGAGCUAGGCGUAUUCCAGUUUGGGGGCUCAUCUAUUAUCGUUGCCUUUCAGUAUGGGCGUAUCAAUUUCGAUGACGACCUGUUGGGACUGAGCGAACAGGAGAUCCAAACUUCUGUGGAGGUUGGCAUGAGCCUAGGGUCUUCUAAAGAAAAGCUUUAG